ACCCAGCAGGGAACACUGGCUACAAGUGCUGCGGCUGGGGAAUAGCGGACUUUCUCAGGGAGCCACGCGGACGCGAGUGCUCCCGCUCCAGCUCCACCCGUAGCCGAAGCAAAGGAAACUUUGCCUUCUCGUUUGAGGGAUUCUGUCACGGGAACGUGUGAGUCCCUGGAUAAAUUUGGCUUGGUGACGGCAGUGUGCUCUCUCCACAGAUACUGCCACUUCCUCCUUGCUCCUUUUCUCCCAUGACCUGAGUUUCUCCCUGCUAACCCCGUGACAGGUCAGAAGACUUGCCCUUUCCAUGCCACCACAUUCCCUUUCUCAUGUGUGUCCCUCUCAUGAGGAACUGAGGUGAAGGUGUCCUUACCCAGCCAUGACUAUAAAGGAAAUGGGGACCAGAGGAGCAGGCCUCUCUAUAGCACGGGCUUAGAUUCUUCAGGGUUCUUAUCUAACUGUGUUGCCAGUGGAAGAAUUUCUGGAAAUUGCUGCAGAAAUUCUAUCCAGCUCUCAUGGAGCUCCACUCCCUGACUAAGAGGAACAGACCAGAAGACCUGUACAAUGCUGUGGACUGGAGUUCAGGGGGUUCUUUUGGUGACCAGGGAGAGGAAGCAGCCAUCAGAGGUACUCUUUGCUCUCAGAAAAACUCUGCAGCCACACCAGGAGCAGCUGUAGUGGAAGUGUCUAGACUUAACUCUUCUCCAGCAUCCUCAGCGUCCUUGCUCCAAGACAAUGCUAUUCAGCCACGCUUUUUCCCUCCAGGACCUCCUGACUCAGGGGACAACCAAGUAAUGGCAGACCGUAAAGUCUGCAAUUGUUGCAGCCAGGAACUAGAAACGUCUUUUACUUAUGUGGAUGAGAAUGUCAACUUAGAACAGAGAAGUCAGAGAUCCCCAUCAGCAAAAGGCAGUCAUCACCCUGGCGAACUCACCUGGGGGAACCCUAACGAGUGGUCCCAUGAGGCUGCCAUGUCUUUGAUAUCUGAAGAUGAGGAUGAUACAAGCUCAGAAGCCACAUCUUCAGGGAAGUCCAUAGACUACGGUUUCAUCAGUGCCAUCUUGUUCUUGGUUACUGGUAUCUUGCUGGUGAUCAUUUCUUAUAUUGUCCCUCGGGAGGUGACAGUGGAUCCCAAUACCGUGGCAGCCCGGGAGAUGGAGCGCCUAGAAAAGGAGAGUGCAAGGCUAGGUGCACACCUGGACCGCUGUGUGAUAGCUGGGCUCUGCCUCCUCACACUCGGGGGAGUUGUCCUCUCAUGCUUGCUGAUGAUGUCUAUGUGGAAGGGGGAGCUCUAUCGUCGAAACAGGUUUGCCUCUUCCAAAGACUCUGCAAAACUCUACGGUUCUUUCAACUUCAGGAUGAAAACCAGCGCUAAUGAAAACACCCUGGAACUGUCCUUGGUGGAGGAAGAUACCCUUGCUGUACAGAGUUAAUUCUGAACUUCUUGAGAGAAAACUAUACGUUUGGUGUGGAAAAAAAAAUUAAAUCACCGGUGUCCUUUAUUUGUUUGGCAAGAAAAUUUUCCUUUUGUUGUGGUUGUUUUCCACAUCCCAAAAGCCAGCCAGUGUUCUGUUUCCAUGGAUCUUUUAUUAAGAAAACCUGUGUAAGAUGUAAAAGAAACCAUGGCCAUCUAUUCCUGACUUACUGCAAACUGAAAACUAAUUCACCUGUAAUGAGUGUGAAUUUCUAUUUCUAUAGCAAAAUACUUCCACUGACCUAAUAUACAAGUGUUUUCUUUUUACAUAAACAUGGACAUUAUUAUUAGGUAAUGGGAGGGCUCCUGCACAAUGGGUCCACGUGGCAAUCUAUUCUGUGAAACACAAGCACUGAUUAAAGAGCAAAGCUUACGUUUAAUUUCCAAAGUGCUUUUCCGUUUUCUUGCUAAAAUUUUAUCCCUGUAAUUUGACUAAACACUAAAAUGUAGACGUUGGGAGUGUGAAUGAUUUGAAACUUAAAAAUAAUGGUUAUUUUUUAAAAGCUAUAAAAUACUAUAUUUUAAAUUAUUACUAUAUUAGAAAUGACAACUAUGUCAUUAAUAUGUACCUUCUUAUAACGAAAAUUAUAUAAGUCAUCUUCAGACCCAUGUGAGAGGUUAACUGUUAACAUAAGGUGUUUUCCUGAAGCCUUUUUUUCCCAAUGAAGUAGAGUAGUUGUUGAUACAUACUUUGUUUCCUUGUGGAUUUGCCUUCAGCCUGAUGACCUGUGCCCUUGAAAUCUUUACUUCUCAAACAUGUGUGGCAAAGGAUUACAUUUGAAGAACAUAUCUUCUGGAAGCCAAACAUCUAGACAGGUCUGAGUCAUAAACAGGCCUGGUAUGCUUCCCAGGUGAUAUUUUGUGGUGGUGGUUUGGAGAAAACCUCCAGUAUAAUUGCAGCUAGACUCCUGGGAACUAUGCCUAGUAUAAGUCAUUACUUUAAAAGUCCUUAAGCCUAUAGCCAAAAUCUUAUACUGUAAAGAGAAAAAUCAAACUCAUUAAUUUAGUGGGAGUUGUGUUCAUCACUAUCCUGAUUCCCCUUGACAGGAUCUAGAGAUCAUCCUGACAACCUACUUCAGACCCUUCAGGACCACGUUCUCCCCUCAUAAAGUGAAGUGUUUAGUCUAUGAGAGGUUCUGUCAGCAAGGUGGUCAGGAAAGAGAUGGGAAAUUCAGCCUAAGAAACAUCUGUAUUGCACUGAUGUUCCUUGAAGUGACCCGUACCCUUCCACUUAGGUGUUUUAUUAGUAUAAAAUGAGUUCAUUCUUAAAGAGGACUGGAGCCAGGAACGGGUGUGAGUGAAAGGAUGAGCUAGUGAGAAAGGGAUUUUGUUGGAGAUUCUUAAGCGUAAAGAAGUCUAAGUCUAACCUGUGUUGUUGCUGAGGGCUGUGGGUGAACUAUAUGAGUUUGUGUAUCUGUAUGAAUGAGUUCUUGUGGAUAUCAGAGCCAUUUGUUGAGUUAUCUUUAUUGCAAGUUAAAGGAAAGCACAGUAGUGGAGGAUUAGGUAGGGGUGGCAAGCAUGUCACAGAAUUCUUAGGGAAAAGUAAGAAAAGUGUGGGAACUGUAUAUGUAGCCCCUUUGCCUGUAGAAUAAAGUACUUGACCAUGAAGUGCUGGCUUACAGAGCCACGAAGCACGAGAAAGACCAUGUAUUUUGUGUGUUGCAGCUAGUCCUUUGUGCUCUGUUGCUCUAUGACUCUCAGGUCAUCUGUGCUGAAGGCAACUUCCUAGAAGUUUAGAAUUUACCUUCUGGAGGUUUAUUCAUGUUUAAUUCCUAGUCUGCUUGAGGAACCACUUUGGAGAUGUUGCAGUAAGAAGGGAGUAAUCUAUCUCCAUGAGUGAGUAGAUCUGAGCUGGGUUCAAAGUGCAACGACAAAAUUUGUAAAAUAAAAUUUAAACCAGUUUAAUGCCAGGCCUGGUGAGUCAUGCCUUGACUCUGACACUUGAGAGGCUGAAGCAGGAAGAUUAGUGCAAGGUCAAGGCCAACUUAGACUACAUAGUGGGUUCCAAGACAGCCUGGUAUAUAGAGUGAGACUAUCUCAAAAAAAUAAUAAACUAUUCAUGUUUAUUUGUAUGAGAUCUCUGAAAUUUGUUUUUAUCUAUUUGAAAACCAUAAUUAGUUUCAUAGCAAAUUAAACAGCACUAAUUUGUGGUCCAAUUUUCCAUUCUUGAUGAGCUUGAAAUUAAACAUGAAGGCUGUCCUUUCCAUCCUAUAAAACUAAUGAUAAGAAUAAAAACAAAAAACAAACAAACAAACAAAAAAACCCAGAGUUCUUCAAUACAAGAAAAGUUAAUGAACUCACUGUGCUGCUAAAUAGUAGAGAGACAUUCUAAAGGCAGCACUUUUUAAAAUGCCUUUUCAGAAAAGAAGGUUCUAACGUGAAAGUAAGCAAAUGAUCAUUUCCACGUUAUCUCAAACUGCUCAAACACAGAGAGCAUGACCCAAGGUUCUGGUGAUACGAGGGAAGGCUAUUACACCCAAAGGGACCAAUUGAGAAAAUUACCCAGACGCUUUCUUUAGGCUGUGUUGAUGUAAUUCUAAUAAUUACCUUUAUCUUACCCUCACCCAUUCUGUUAGUGCCUGUCUUUGAGAUGAUUUCUUGAUUUUUAAAAUGAAGCCGAGGAAUAUGGACAUGGCUCAGGGUACAACACUUGCCUAGCCUGUGUGAGACCCCGAGUCAGGCCCUCAGCACUGCAAGAAAAUAACAAUAAAGAUAAAGGUAACACUGACAAAGAAAAAUUCUGAACUUUCUGCACCAUUGAUUUCAAUACAAUCCCAAGUGGUUUGGGUACUAAAAUUGCUUUGGCCUGACCAUGUGAGAAACCAGAUAUUGAAUAGACUGAGGCAAUGCUGUUGACCUUGGAUCUUUCUUGGGCUGUGUGGAGAUCUCUUCCACAUGGUGACAGUUGUUAUCUGUGGAAGCUUCACACAGUUAAUGUGUAGCCUUCCUAAUGUUUCUGAUAACCUGUCCCCUUCGGGGCAUUGGAAACUGCUGUAGUGUUUGUGUGGCUUUUUGCAAUGCUCUUUCCCUGCCAGCCAUUUGGGGCGCCUGAUGUGGCCAUGCAAUAUUUUGUGCUGGCCCUUCAUGGGAAACCAUUGUCUUUCCUACCUUCUUGCUAGGUACUAAUUCUAUGAUUUAGAAGAACAGCAGGUGGCUGGGAACCAUCAAGUUCUCUCUGGCCUGGGUGUUUUCACCCAUGCGACUGCUGGGUCCCUUAAUUCUAUAAUACCCAGAUAUUUAUUUACCUUGAUAUCAAAAACUUAAACUGUACCUGAGCCCAUCAUCUCCCUUUUUGAAAAAUCUGUUUUGAAGCUUAGUUUGACCCUGGAUAGCACAUAUCCUUUCAAGGCUCAAAUGUAAACAAACUGCCAUACCAACGUUUUUGUGCCGUCCCCUCCUCUGUCCCUAGAGUGAAGUCAAAUUAGGGAAAGCAGACCAUGAUAAUUUUAUAUCAAGAAUUAAGGAUCUGAACACAUAGAUAUUUACUUUUGUUUUCUUUUGAGUUUCUUUACAAUAAGAAAGCAUUCUAAGCAAUUACAUAAUGAACACUCUGGUUUUUAUCUCUCAAGUGUGUACACAUAUGAAACUCUUAUCUGGAUUAGCGGUCAGAGCAACAGGGAAAACACCUGUGUAUCUGUUAGAAGAUUUUCCAGUCCGAAUAUCUGAUUCUACUGCAUCAGCUCAAGAUCUCACAAAACAUGUGGCCUGACAAAAGAGAGUGGCAAUGCAUGUCAAGGGUUCCCUUGUGGCAGUAAGAUGCAGUGUCACCCCCUAGAUCUAAAUGCACCACAGAACAACAUACAUCCUUACAGUUUUCUGGAAUGGCUUUAGCUUUUCUCAAACUGGGCAUAAACAGUGACCAUGAUGAGAGAGUUAAAAUGAAGUCUCAAUGGGCUUUUUCUCAGGAACUCAUAAGACGGAUAAUUAACAGUGUUGACUUGCAGAUUCUUUUCAGCUAUAUCAUUUUAUGGUCCACAUAAUAUUCUGUAAAAUCUCUCUUUCAGUUUUUAUGGGCAUAUAACUUUGGAAUGAAUUCGCCUCACUGACAUCAACAUUGUCAAAAGGGAAGGUACUAGUGCAAAAAUACAGAAUUGCUUCCAAAAAUCCAUGACUUAACUUAAAAGCAUAAUCAUAGCUUUUGUUAGUUAAGUAUGCAGGUUGCUGUGUAGAAACCUGUAUAUAUGUUAGGGUAUGUUUUAUAGGUACAGAACCUUAGUAUUUGUAAGCUAUUGUUAGACUAAUUGUCUUAUUGGAAUUUGGCAUGCCUUAAUGUUAAUUUUAUGAACAAGAAGUCUUUCAUGGGUAACUAAUAAAGAAUUUGGAAUCAACCUCAGAAUGAAAUGCUGUAAGAACAUAAACCUAUUUUGUUUGUUCAGAGACCUACAAAUGGUUUUUGUUUUUAACCUUUCAAUUAUAAGCUCAUAAGUUUGUGGAAUGUUUAUAAAUUAUUUUAUCUUGAGUUAAUAUUUUCUUACCUAGAAAUGUGGCCAGCACUGUCUUUGGCUCCCAAGUUUAGGGACUCCCCUGUGGUUCAGAAACAGCUAGUCUCACUUCUCACUGCUAUGUGAUUGCUUCUCACACAGACUGCAAACCAAUUUGAGUAAGGAGGCAAAGAUGGAUCUUCCUCUGCUGUGUAUUUCUCUGUGAUUCUUUCCUGGCUUUUCAUCCUACUGUUCUUGCCAACUGAAAGUACUUGAUGUUGAUUGUGUAUUUUUUGAUAUUAUAAAGGGCAGUCAUAGAAGAUGAUGGGCUUUUUCCUCACGACAUUUGAUGCCUUAUAAGGUAAUUAUGUCCUAUCAAUUUGAAAUAAAAAUAUUU
Onychomys torridus (southern grasshopper mouse) is the source of this 6283-nucleotide messenger RNA. RefSeq names its product transmembrane protein 74 (gene Tmem74). The transcript is spliced from 2 exons. The record is from RefSeq and is a predicted model, not a curated record. Lineage: Eukaryota; Metazoa; Chordata; Mammalia; Rodentia; Cricetidae. The coding region runs from base 507 to 1424 and encodes 305 amino acids.